This is a messenger RNA of Gongylonema pulchrum, 195 nucleotides long. The record is from the annotation of a GenBank genome assembly. Lineage: Eukaryota; Metazoa; Nematoda; Chromadorea; Rhabditida; Gongylonematidae.
AUGAGCCGAAGAAUUGCAACAUUGUACUCGUCGGAUCGCAAGUCCAGAAGUCGCAGCGGGAGCCGUAGCCCGUCCGAUGGUGAAGAUGAGCAGCGCCAGCAGGGCUUCUUCGUUGGUGGCAGUGAAAGCAGGUGCGUCUUCACUAGCUCCUCUCAGCACCGUAUUCGCCCGAGAGCUCGUUCACGCACACGCUGA